UAAAUUAGCCUCACCAUGAAUCCUUAACACAAAUAAACGAUUGGGCUAAUCAUCUCAAUUUGGUACAAGAUAACGGGCUUCUCGGAGUUAAUAGUAUCCAAUCGUAGCCCAUUUCAUCCGACCCGUCCCGUCGGCUUCGAUCAACUUUUUGUUAGGGUUUUAACUUGCAAGUCAAAAAAAUUUAACCAUCUUCACGAAAACCAGAAAGUAGCAUUUGUUCCCCAAAAGUUGCAUGGAUCCUUCAACCUUUAAGUCGUCUCCCGAAUUGCAGCAACUUCUCAAUCAAGAGAAGGAAAGGGCCAUGGUCAAUGAAGUAGUUGCAAAGCUUACAAGUUCCUGCUGGGACAAAUGCGUGACUGGUACUCCCGGAAGCAAGUUCAGCUCCAGUGAAUAUAAUUGUUUAAGUCACUGUGCAAAACGAUACAUGGAGAUGAGCAUGCUCAUAAUGAAACGGGUUCAGUGAAGAAAGAUUAGCUUUAUAAAAAAUAAAAAAAUCUUGUUGCACAGCACAAUACAGUUCAUGUGGUGUUGUUACUGAUGUGUUAUAAAUUCUAAGAGAUGCUCUCAUUUUUAUUUUAUUCACGAGAAAGGCCAUUCAUAUAUACGUCAGUCAGACUGGAUGCAUUGAACAACCUUGCAAAGAAUUUCUGUUGCCUCACACACAAGAAGAAAAUUUUAAACAAAAAAAAAAAAA
Molecule: messenger RNA, 694 nt
Organism: Solanum lycopersicum (tomato)
Lineage: Eukaryota; Viridiplantae; Streptophyta; Magnoliopsida; Solanales; Solanaceae
Product: mitochondrial import inner membrane translocase subunit TIM8
Source: RefSeq, a predicted model, not a curated record